Molecule: messenger RNA, 3832 nt
Organism: Oryzias melastigma (Indian medaka)
Lineage: Eukaryota; Metazoa; Chordata; Actinopteri; Beloniformes; Adrianichthyidae
Gene: foxn4
Product: forkhead box N4
Exons: 10
Coding region: 1271-2815 (514 amino acids)
Biological process (GO): regulation of transcription by RNA polymerase II
Molecular function (GO): DNA-binding transcription factor activity, RNA polymerase II-specific; transcription cis-regulatory region binding
Source: RefSeq, a predicted model, not a curated record
UUUGUCCGUUACGUUCAUGCAUGUAAUCAUUGAUUGUGCCUAUUGUGACAGGCCGAUUCACCAUCUGUAGGGUCCCAUGAGGCUGAUACUGCUGAUACUGCUGCCUUCAUUUUCAGCAGUUUAACCUCUUAACUGGUUUCACGUCUUUGUCUGGUUCUGAAGAGCCAACUCUGCAACAAAAAUAGAAAAAAUAGUCUCACUUUAGCUCACAACAAUCCUCAAAUUUAAUCUAUUUUUUAAUAUAAAAUGCUUGGCAAUGACCAGAUGUUUUAAUUCUGCAGUAAAUGUCAAAAGCCUCCAAAUAUUCCUGAUCCAUCUGCUUUUAUUAAAAAAAAGAGAAAGAAAAUUAUGAUUGGAGGAGAUUUUAUUUUCAUUCAUUGACUGGACAUUUGGGAUGAUUCCCCUCAGAUUUCUUCUUUUUGUUGGUCUGUUCAGUCGUGUGUGUUUUUGCCGCCUCUUGCCGUAGCCCACCCGACCCCCGGCCCUCCCUGUGCCCGCCUCCCUGCCUCCUUUUCCCACUGCUGAGAGGAGCAGAACGCGCGGCCUCUGCGGCGGGAAGAAAAUUGUCUACAAGCACUUCCUCAGAAAAAAAAAAAAGUUCACUCACAAGCCCAGAUGCCUCCACAAGUUGAACGUCUUAGUCCUGAACGAGGAACUUUUUGGGGAAUUUAAGGACAAUUUGUCAUGAAUUUUACUUUUCUUUUUAAAUGUUUUGCGCUUUAUGUUUUCAAUCCAACAUUUGCCGCAAAUGAACCGAUGUUUUCUCGUUGCGCACAGGUCCCGAGGAGAAGGAAAGGGACUAUUAACCUCUGAAAUAUAAGCUUUAAUGUCUCAUAAUUGAUUCACUGAGAAUACUAUACCUAAACGGAGCACGGGCUGAUUUAUUUCGUGCGCUUGGCACGUUUAGAUGCUUUUGGAUGAAUGCGUAAAAGCGCACCGCGGACCCGCAAUUUCCUCCGCGCAGCAUCCUUGUUCUUUCAUCGUUUGCUGUAAAGUGUUGUAAGUUGUCGGGACUGUUGACAGACACUGCGAGAACAACAGCUGUCAAACUCAUGGGACCCUCCUGCACACCCGCGGGCAACGAAGUCCGGUGAGGUUCCUACUGCGCAUGUCAGAGCGCUGGACAGCUCCGGAGAGGGAAAUUUAAAAACGGUUUUUUUGGGGAGAAUCAAGUGCAGCACAGUGGAAUACAGUACCGGGGAGUUUGGGAGCGGCUGUCACGCUUUAUAGUUUCAACCAAAACAGAAUAGGCCUCCACACAUCCUAGGAAAUGAUAGAAGGUGGAAUAACUCCCAGGAUGUCAGGAAUAAUUGAGAAUGCCGGGCAUCAUCCAUCCCCACAGGACUACAGGCUUCUGACCACAGACCCCUCCCAGCUGCGGGUGGAGGACCUCCCCGGGGACCUCCAGUCUCUGUCGUGGCUCACCUCUGUGGACGUGCCCCGGCUACAGCAGAUGGCUGAUAGCAGAGGCCACAGUAACGGCCCCCCCUCCCAGGGCAGCUUGCUAGAGCAACAAACAGUUCAGCUGAGCAGUAUGACCAUACCAGUGAGCCAAGCCUCCAUUCUCCACCUGCAGAGUAACAUGCAACACAGCCCUUUGGGGAUGAGCAUCACCAGCAACCGCACUGGAAGUAUGUCUCCGUUCUCCAUGAAUGGACUUCCCUCCCCAGGGUAUCAGUGCCCAACCUCAGUUUAUCAGCCAACACCACAACAGGUGUACUCUCUAACGCAAACUGGACAACAGUGUUCAACUGCUGGGCUUUAUAGCAAUGUCUCUUUUAACAACCAAAGUCUGUUCACACAACCUCGCCUGGCUCCACAGGAGCAGGAGCUGCAGCCCAAGUCUUUUCCCAAGCCGAUCUACUCCUACAGUUGUUUAAUUGCCAUGGCACUAAAGAACAGCAAAACCGGCAGCCUACCAGUCAGUGAGAUCUAUAGCUUUAUGAAGGAACACUUUCCUUAUUUCAAGACUGCACCUGAUGGAUGGAAGAAUUCAGUCAGACACAACCUCUCCUUGAACAAAUGCUUUGAGAAGGUGGAGAACAAGACGAGCAGCUCAUCCCGUAAGGGCUGUCUAUGGGCACUGAACCCUGCCAAAAUUGACAAGAUGGAAGAAGAGAUGCAGAAGUGGAAACGCAAGGACCUCCCAGCUAUUCGCCGCAGCAUGGCUAACCCUGAUGAGUUGGACAAACUCAUCACAGACCGUCCAGAGAACUGCAGACGUAAGGCUUUGGAGCCCGAUAUGACCCGGCUGGCUGGUUGCCCAAGCGGCCUACCGCUGGCGGUCCCGGCUCAGAUGCAAUCCCAGCCCAUCGUCACGCUGUCCCUACCCUGUUUGUCCAUGCAACAACACCACCAGCUCCAGGCUCAGCUGCAGGCUCAGGCUCGGCUGACCCCCAUGUCGCCCGCCCCAGCCCAGACCCCUCCCCUCCACACCGUCCCUGACCUUUGCCACAGUCCGCUCGCCCAGCAGCCCAGCAAGCCUCCGGAGGAGUUUUACAGUGUGCACGGUGACACAGAGGUGGACGCGCUGGACCCCAGCAUCAUGGACUUCGCCCUUCAAGGUAAUUUGUGGGAGGAGAUGAAAGACGACAGCUUUAACCUGGAUGCUUUGGGCACUUUCAGUAACUCCCCCCUCCGACUAUCAGACUGUGACUUGGGAACGACCGCUCUCCCUCCUGCAUCCAGCGGAGCAAACCUGCCGCUGUCAGAGGUGCAGGUGUCGGGGCUCUACACCUCCUACACCUCCCAGGAUCCCUUGUAUUCUCAGUACAUGGGCGCCCCGGCCAACAGCAAGCCCAUCGCCCUGCUUUAAAGAACUUCAGGGGAUUUUGACCAGAGUUUCAUAUUUGGGGCUGAACUUCUGUGCCAUGAAAACCUCGGGGAUCAUUCUGAGAAAACUGGGAUUCAUUUCAGUCUGCUGGACGAAUCCCCAUGAAGAAAUGCUAAAUUAAAACUCUUUUGCCAAGGAAAAACUCAAAGCCUGUAUGUUAGCCCUCACCCAUUCAUCUUUCCUUAAUGUAGUUCCCAACCUUUUGUUUGCUGUAUUGUGCUAGAAAUUAUUGAUGUAAUGUUUAAUUUAUAUUUAUAAAAGGCAGCUGGAGAAGGUCAAUCUUUUGCUGUAUAUAUUUGAAUUCCGACUCUUCUAUAACCACAGAUUUCUUUUUUUUAUGGGAUCUAUUCAUUUAUAAACCAACGCUCCAUCCCGCUGUUACAAACACUUCUUUUCUACUCACUGUGAUCGACACGUCUCAGGGUCAGACGUGCGUCUUAUUCAUGUGAACACAAUAAAAAUGGGUCAAUAAAAGAAGCUUCUUAAUAUUUAUUAAAAUCAAUGGCAGUUAAUUAUAAACAUUUCUUUGUAAAAUCUGAAGUUCUAGAUAAAAUACAUUUGAAUGAAAUGUCAAUAUCUGAUCAAAAAUAUGGCAAAAUUGCUUGAGGCCCCCAUUUAGGCAACGACUGGUGAUGAAACAUGGUUUCCAACAUUUUUUAGAAAAAUUACAACAAAAAUAAAUGCUUGGGGAUAUCAAAUAGUGCCAUUCUUUGUUCUCUCACAUACAAUAGCUCAUAACAACAAUGUACAGCAUUAAUAAACAAGUGAAAAUGAUGCAGAAGAAAACUGAUCGAAAUGCCAAAAAAACAAAAAAUAACUUUUAUAGACAUGCAAACACAACUGUUAAAAAUAAUGAGCAUUAUAGUUCUAGUUUGACUAGAAAAUAGCUAAAUAUUUCAAAACAUUUUCACUAAAGAUAUUGAGAGACUUAAGAUCAGUGAGUUAAAGAUUUAGCAUUUCAUGUUAAAUCUUGAACAUUAAAACUGGCACCAAAAAAAA